This is a messenger RNA of Arabis nemorensis, 318 nucleotides long. NCBI's taxonomy places the organism in Eukaryota, Viridiplantae, Streptophyta, Magnoliopsida, Brassicales, Brassicaceae. The record is from the annotation of a GenBank genome assembly.
AUGGAGGUUGACGAAGGAAGUUCCAAUGGACGACGUCGCCAGAAGCCGAAGCAGAAGCCAAAGCGGCAGUGGCAGUGGCAGAGGAGAGCAUCAGUGGGGAUGAGUUUUGAGAAAAGUGUGGAUAAUCUCUCACGAGCAGGGAGAGAGACACUUGUAUUGGUAAAUCGAAAACGUCGAAAGUUGUUGAACACCAUACCAUAUACUUUGUCUAAUAUCUUCGACAAUACUUGUCCUCAAUACUGUUGGCUUCGCUUUGGCUGGAUUGCUGAGGAACGUCGCAAGCUGUCCGGCCGACUUUAUCGGUUAAGAGAUAUAUAG